AUGAGCGAACGAGUGAGGCGCCGUCGCGAAGUCGGCGGCUCGGCGACGACGUCACGCCUGCGAACGUCGGCCCAGCGCGAAUGCGGAGGACUGUCGCCGGCGUCGCGUCUCCGAAUCGCCGCCGACGUUCAUCGUCACUCGACGUCUGAUGACGAUUCCGGAUGCGUUCUGGAGGAGUACGCCUGGGUGCCCAGCGGAUUGAAGCCUGACAUGGUAAUUUUUUUGGGGAUAUUUUGCGGUAAGGAGGUUACUGUAGUAGUUAAGUAUGCAUACACAUCCGUGUCGUUUCGAGGAGAUUCAAAAAACAAUUUCUUUUUACUGACUUUUUCUUCUUCUGGCUUUUAAAUUUGCGUCGAGUUUAUGCAUUUUUGAAAAAAAGUUAAUUAAAAAACUGUUUGGAAAUUUUUUUAUGAGAGAUUACGGUAAGAGAUGGAUACGAAAACACGGCGGUGUAGUUUGAUAACCACUCGAGAUAAAAAAAAAUCUCACUUUCAUUUAUUUUUGUGUAAAUAUAAUUUGAAGUCUUUUUCCAGCUUCAAAUUUUCAUUGUUGAUAGAAAGCUUUUUUUAUAAGGAAGAGGUUACUGUAUUACCACAAUACGUAGACACGCCGGUGACGUUUGAUAAAGACUUCUUUAAAAUUAAUUUUUUAAAGUUUUUUGUUUACUUUUUUUUUAAAGUCAGCCAUUAAUUUAAUAUGUUAAAUGUAUUGAGACGAGAAGCCGCUACUGAAAAUCAUUCGAGCCCUUAAAGACUUUUACCACUUGACUUUUUUUUCCUUAUCCCGAUGUUAUUUCUUGCUCGGUUUGAUUUUCGAUUGAUUUUCAGUACUUCAACCUCGUUCUGAAUGAUUUUCCGAUUAGGAGACGUGAAUCAUUUCGAACCAAAAUGAAGAAUGCAUUUCAAUUCAACAUGUUUCAAGGUGCACGCGUACUUCUCGUGUCUGCCGGAAGACAAAGUGCCCUACGUGAACAGCGCCGGCGAAAAAUGGCGUCAGCGACAGCUCCGCUUCCAACUUCCGCCCCAGGUUUCCCUUUUUCUUUUUUCAAAAUGACACAGCAAAAAAAAUGUGUCCCCCGUUAAUCAUUCGACCCCGUCUGUCCUUCUUUUCAGGCUCUGCUUUUGAAUUUUUCCGGUUUAUUGUAUCGUAAUGAACUGGAAAGGGGUCAACAAUAAAGCUAACUAGAAUCUAAAAAAAGGGAGAGACAAUAUCUAUCUACUUAAGAUUAAUGUUAGGAGUUCUUAAAGGAAUUUCGUUCUCAUUUUAAGUUUUCGGUUUUUUGUACUGGAAAUACAUUUCCAGGUUUAAAAAAAAAAUUUCUUUUUUAUUCCACGAAAUUAUUCAUCAUUAUCAACAUUAAGAGGUAACAUGAGCAGUUCACCUUAUUGAUUUUUUAUUUCUUCUUUUGCAAAUUUUAUUUCCAGGAUUCGGAUGUUCGGUACUGCGAGAAGCUCACUUCUGACGAACAGGACGAGUUGAGGUAAGGAAUUUCGAUUACAAAGUUGAGGAUUAACUGGGAAAAUAUGAGUAUAAGAAUUUUUUGGAGAGUCAGAGUUGCUUUUCUAGAAUUCUCGAUACUUUUUUUCCAAGUUUUCAUAAAACUGAAUUUUUCCGAAGUUGAUGCGUUAAAAUUGAAACAUCGAUGAUUUUUUUUUUGUGCUGAUGCCGUAGUUCAAACGAAUCAUUACUAACUUUCCGUUUCAGAAUGUUCGAGAGGGGACGGAAAACCGAAUGUCUCGGCCGUGGUGUCGUUCAACACGUUCCGUUCGAUGGCAAGCCGAGCAAGUGCAAAAAAGUUGGUUUUUUUCUGAUUUUAAAAGAGUAACUGUACUUGGAAUGGUACAAAAUGCCCUGUAGGGAUUGGGAAUCAAAAAAUUCAAGGCUUGGUGGGCAAUAUUGGUUUCAAAUGGGGUAGUUGAAAAAAAAAUUAUUGAUCCACUCCUGUAGACCAACUUUGAUGAUUUUGGGAAAUGAGAGGUUUUGAGGGAUCACUUGAGUAAAUUUAAACACCUUGAGUUAAAAAAAAAUUUUUUUCCAUUUUGUCAAUAGAGGAAAUUUGCAGCGAACCGCAUUUGAGGACUCUUUUUAGAUCUCAAAAUCCGUUGAAAGUACCGAAAUUCGGGCAAGUUGACCACUAACUCGGAAGACCCUGAUAAUAACCUUGAGUUCUUCGAGAGGCUGAAAGAAAAGAGGCCACUUGAGUGACACCGAAAACAAGCUUGAAAGAACAAAAGGGCGCCAUCUGCCACGGGGGCCAGAACUUUUCGCCCGCGGCUUUUCAUGUUUGUCGCGAUCGAAUUAUUAGCCUUGAUGUUUGUUGGGAUGGACGGAUGAUGUCUGUCAGUAAGGAUUCGUCGCCCUCUCCUCUCGAUUGUUGCCAAUUACCGCCUUGGUGAUCCCAUAAUCGGUGGCCUCGAUUGUUCCCCAGAGGAGGAAGCCUUUUUGACAGAGGAACUGUUUUGUGCGUCGAAGGGAUUUGAGAAGACUAGUAGAAAAGAAGAGAAUCUAGCCAUUCCGAAUGCGGGACUCGAGAAGUUCUUUAAAUGAGACAGGAAAUGCCAUUUUUUUUUUCCUAGGAUCCUGAUCAUGAAGAAAAGAAAGGAGAGGCAUUCCAAGUGCGGCCUUCAUGGGGUGAUGGCUUCAUAUGGCAAGGAAGCCAUUCCAAAUGCGGCUUGAAAGUUACCUCACUUCCCUGUUUUUUGUAAGUUCUGGAUCAGGAUCAGAUGAGGUCAUAGAAAAAAAAAAUCGGCUUACCGUGGGAAUCGAGAAGUUCCUCGAAUCGGACAAGCCAUCCUAGAUGCGGGGACCCGGAAAGGAAAGGUCGCAUUUGGAAUGGCUAAACGGUUUUUUUUUCGAAAAUUGAACUCUUAUUGAGACGGUCUUGAAGAAAGACCAUCUGAGAGGUUCUGAGCUUCAAAGUUUUUUUCAACUCUGGAUUCGAUUCUUUCAGAGCUUCCAUCAGUUCAGACUGGUCUUCUUUAUAGGUCGCAUUUGGAAUGGCUAAACGGCUUUUCGCUCAAAACUUGAAUUCCUAUCGAGACGGUCUUGAGGAAAGGCCAUAUGUCCUGUCAACGAGAGGUCUCCCUCCGUCUCGAGUGCGGAAAAUAUCACGUUUCGGCACUUUUGGCGCGCGCCUCCAACUCCAACCUCGCGCCCAUGACACAUCUGCCACCAGCUGUUUUCAUGACCAUUCGCAGAUCGGACACAACGAGUUAGGACUCUUGUCAAUCUUUACUGGGAAAGGAUUUUUUGGUUCGGUUCGAGUUGAGAGUUUGAGGAAGGUCAAUUGGGGUUUGGGAAAAUUUUUUCGACGGUUUAAGUUUUGAUGGAACUUAGCUGAGUUCAAAACAUUUUUGAGUGCGAAAAAAAUAUUAGUAAAAUAUUUUCAGUUUAGUCAUGUAACGCUUAUAAAGCUCUAUAUAGCUCAUUUUCUUAAUUUUUAAGUAAUUUAAGAACCAGGGAUUUUCAUAACUUGGACGAAGUUUAGAGAGAAAAAUCUUUGUGUUCUGGGUUCAGGAGCUCCUGAAGUACACUCUAGCAUGGUUUCGGGAAAAAGACCUCCUCUGUUAGUUUUUUAGGAAGCUCAACGAGAAAGCUCAACUUUUUGGUUAGAACACCUCAAAGUCGAAGAAAAAUCACUCGAGUCCUUCAAACUGAGUCAUUCUCGUCAAGUCCUACUAGGAAGGAACGUUCUCCUCUAAUAACUUUGAGAUGAGAAAAUCUCGAACUGCGUCACGGCAUAACACUAACUAUGCAUUGCCGGGGCAUCCGCACACGUUUUGAGUGCAUCCAAUCAAGGUUAUGUCUGCCCUGACGGCGUGGAAAUAGUCAAUCAUCCUGCUCAUGCAACCGAUAUGAGCGGUCCCAUUACGCCAAGCCAGGGGUAAUCCUCGAAAUUUAGCGAUUUUCAGCAAGGGAAAGCUUGCUUAUUAUUUUUUAUGGUCUUCUUGGAGAUGUUUGGAAGGAACUGAAUGUGUUAUUUAGCUUUAAGAAAGAAUUAAAGCUGCAUUAAUCCUUGCAGUAAAAUUAUGGUAGUUUUUGAUCACAGAAGGGUCAAAGAAGCGAAUUUUUUGCGAAGAUUCAAGAAGGUAAUGAAGGAAUUUGAAUGAGUUAUUCCGACUAAUUAUCACUGGAAGAGGAAAUAGCCUUUGUUGCGAGGGGAAUAGUUUGAGCGUCGCGGUCGCGUUGCGGUUCAAGUUGGAGUUCGAAAUUUGAAGUUUUUCUUGAAUAACUCAAAAUGGGGAAGUGAGUACUCUAGAAAAUGUUUCAUAGAACUGUUUGAAUGGAAUAGAAGGUCCUUUGAGCUUCUGGAACCUUUAUGAGACAUCGCCAGGCCGUUUCCUCUGACCUCAUAGCCACAAAUAUGACUAAUAACAAUCGGAGGUAAACAAAAAGGCGACAAGUGGAGUGACCAGCGCUUGAGAUGAAGAAAAGCCGUCGGUUUUUCGCGCGGUUCAUCAAAAAACGGCGCCGAUGCCCCUUGACCUCUUCUUUCUUCGGCCGUUUACAGCCGUUUGCGCCUUGGCUCAGCCGGCUAAUUCGCGCCAAUGAGAAAGAGAAUGCGGGAAAAUUGGCCUAUUUUUUUUUUUGAAAAAAAAUAUCUGGGAAAUGGACUUGGAACGAUUGGAAGCUUAAGCGCAGUACUAUUAUAUACCAGCGUUUUUCGAAAAAAAAAAAUCAAAUAUACUCGUUAUAUCUCCUGUGCAAUAAAUCUAAUAACAUGAUCCAUUUCCAAUGGAAAACACGGCACUUUGAAUUAGGAUCAACUAAAAAUUUGUUGGACAAGGACGAGGACGAAUUAGACGAACAAUGGGCUCGGAGACGACGCCAAAACAACUGUAUUUGGAUGGGGUCUUAUGGUAUUGUGUACCGAUUGGGAUACAACGGUUUUAUGGUUUCUUGGUGCAUUUUUGAGAAUCUACGGAUAUGGUUUUAUAGUUUUUAUGUUCAAAAAUAGGGCGAAUAUUGAACAGAAUGAUUUAAAAGCCAUUUCAAGUUCAAAAAUGUAUUUCUCAUGAUAGCAAGGGAUAGACUGUGAGAAAAGAAGAGACGCAGACUUCGUUUUUUCUCUAGAGUGUUUUCCGGUCCCACGCUUUCUUUUUUCCUAGAAACCAAGCUAAAAAUCGACCCCAGAAGCCUUUUUUUAGUACUUGGUUUUUAUUGAAACUUAUGCCAAACAGUUACUUUUAAUGAAUUUAAAAACUUAUGUUCAAGUUCUAGUUUCAAUUUUUUUUUUUUCGUAAAUUUCUUGAUUCAGAAGAUUUACGAUCAUGAUCAGAAAUUUCGAAUAACAGGUCCUAGGCCAAUUUUCCUCGGUUCUCUAUUGUCGGUCUUUCUGCUCUCACAUAGUCGGAUCAAAGAAUCGGAUUAAGCUGGUGAGACAUCUGCCCACACAGAAUACAGUACCGCAAGUAUGAUGAAAGUAUAGGGUCGGGCUUACCGCGCAGCACUAAUAAUCCAGUCACGGGUAUGAGGUUCUAAUCUGCCUCCUCCGACUCGGGCGGUAGACAGAAACACAAAAAUCCGAUUUUCUUUCCCCCUCGACGACGACGGCGCCGGCAAAGGUCUCGCGUCGGGGGGCAAACAUGACGCUCGGUGUUAUUUAUUUGUUUGACGUUAUAUAUGUUAAUUCCACUGAGCUAGUCCAGCUCUCAAGGAACCAAUUCCAAUUUCCUGGAGCUGCAUCUGAUCGCUAUCUUCACCUUUCCACUGUGACUAAUGUCUUUUUCCAUGGGAGAGGAAAUUGGCAACGAGGGUUCAUUUAGAUCGGCAAUCUGUUGAAUUGUGUGUCGAUCGGGCAAAGUGAUUUUGGAGAAUCGGGAUUUGUGAGACUUUCCACGGGGCUGAAAAUUGGUUCAUCUCGAGGUUAUUUAGCGUACUUGGGUUUCGAUUAAUAAAAAACGAUCAGAAGGGAUUGUCAAAAACUUUGCUCUAUAAUCUCUACCCCACUUAAACCUCUACCUUACCUUCACCUUCCUGACACGUCUGCCAUUCAGGAGGUUACCUAACCUGUCUGUCAAGUUACCCAACAACCUCCAGACCCCCUCCUAUUCCUUCCCUAGAAAUUGAAACAUUUACAUUUGCACCCCCAAGGAAAUCGCAAUAAAUCAUACAAUUAGCGGGAAGAAACACAUUAGAUUAAUGCAAAAUGGGUCGUCGAAUUUCCGACCAACACGUUGUGCGUGGACAUAAGAAACCAAUUCGUUUUACAUAAUUCACGAGCGAAAUCACUUGGUAAGGAAAGAUUCGAAUCGCAACGGCUAAUGUGAAAAUCCGAUGCGAAUCUGUGAUCUCUCAAGUGCUCCCAUAAGAGUGGUUUUCGAAAAAAACAAUUUUCCCCAUUUUUCGAAUCAAGGUCCUUAAUGAGAGGUUUCUAAUAACUUUUAUCAGAAAUCAAAAACUUGAUUUUAACUUUAGAAAGGGAUAUUUUCAAAAUUCCUCAUUGGGUCGAGAAUAAGCUUGUUACAUCUUUACUUUAACUGACAAAAAAACGAAGCGUAGAGGCUGCGGCGGCCUGAAGAGAUCCCAGAGAAAGAGAGAAACUUUAUUUCUCUGGCGUCUCUUCAAGCCGUAGUUGAUCUCUCGCUUACAAUUUUGGUUAGGGCUCUUUCAUGAUGAGCAACGAGAGACAGAAGCUUUUUUCAUUCUUAAUUUCAAUAUUGAUUAGCUGAACUUUUUGAAACUCAUGAAUUCCACCUCAGUUAUUCGAAGAGCCAGUUUGGUACUAUUCAUUCUAAGUUUUUCGAUUUUCAGUGUUCGCAAUCUCUGGAAGAAGGCGAAAUGUGCGUGAUGGCCUCGAGAACCAAACGAGCCUACCAUCCCGGAUGCUUCCGAUGUCACGAAUGUGAUGCUCUUCUGGUCGACCUCAUCUACUUUGCCAAUGAUGAUAAGGUGAGGAUCGAGUAAAAAAGGGCAGCGCAUCAUUUUUUUUUUCAGGCCUACUGCGGUCGACAUCAUGCCGAACAGCUCAAGCCGCGCUGUGCCAAGUGUGAUGAGGUAUAUUUUUUUCACUUUUUGAAAACUUGAACAGUUUCUCUCGAGAAGUUCAAGCUUAACAAAUAAGCGGAAAAACAUAUUUUUCUCCUAGAGCAUGGAUGUGGAAGUGUUGUAAGCUUUUUUCAUGAGAAUACUUGACAAAGUUUUUUUUUCUGCUUGAGAGUAGCCAAUUUCAAGCUCUAAAAAAGGCAUAAAACAGAUUUUUACUACUUCCUAGAGUAAGAAAAUUAAAGUUUUUGGGAAAUUCAGGCACAAGUUUUACUUAAGAAUGUUUCAGCUCAAAAAAGGCAUAAAAUGGAUUUUUACCACUUUCUGAAGUGAGGAUUUUUUAUUCAGGUAGUUUUCGGAAAAGUAAGGCACAAGUUUUGCUUUAAAAAGACUCAAGCUUGAAAAAGGGACAUAAAAGUUUUGGUCGUGGCCCCCAACAACACCAUCUGGUCCGACGUUUGUCAUAAACUUUCAACAACGGCAACAUGUGCGGAAACCCCCUCAUUCCAACGAAUACAUGUAGAAAUUUAUACAUGAGAGUGGGCAAAACAACGGCCAAAUUUAUCAUCCUAGGGAGAGUUUGAUUGAUGGAGUUUUUUUGAAUUUUGAACAAGUUUUUGGAGAAGGAGCUGUUAAAUUUGGGUCUCACAGCGGUUUAAGGAUGAGACUUUUGGAUAAUUCAGAAACUUGUGACUUUGGCCUUUUGUAGCUGUCCGGUCCUAUCGAUUUUUGUAGGCUUACACUUUCUUUUUUCCAUUAAGUCAUCAAGUUUUCAAGUUUUUUUUUUUGAUUCUGAAUACUGGCCAGAUUACUCCUUAGUGUACCAAAUAAAAAAACCUGAAACUUCCACAACUUCCUAUCUUUCGAAAAACGCGGGUUCUUUCCUAGGCUCCCGAACAAGAGGAAAAGAAAGGAUAGUCAUGCCUAGUGCGAUCUUCAUGAGGUGGUGGCUUGACAUGUCAAGAAAGCCAUUCCAGAUUUUCAUUUCCACCAGCUUUGAGCAGCUUAAAAAAUAGGAAAAAAAAGCCAGUUUGAUAAUUCUCCUAGGUGUUACCGAGAAACAGACUGAGAGAUUUUUAGAUGUCCUUUUUUCAAAAUUUUUCUUGAAGCCCAAUCUAUCUCGUAAGCGUCUAUCAGCUUGAAAAAUAGAUAAAAAGGGAACGGAUGACCUCUGAAGAUUUCGCCAGAAAGCGACCUUUUUUUUGAUUUUUUAAAAUCCAUAAUGGUUUCCUUUCCAUGAGCUUCGAGCAGCUCAAAAAUUAGAAAAAAGCCAGAUUGAUGAUCUCGGGAAAAUAUUUUCUUACCUAGCAACCGGUUGGUAAACUUCACAGUUUUGUAAAAUUACACCGUUCAGCUUUCGAAUUUGUCAAGACUUUUUUUCUCAACUCGUCUGUCAAUUUCCAAAACGGGCAAAAAAGGCAGAUCGAUGAUCUCGCGAGAUGUUGCCAAGAAGCCGGCUGACAGGCUGGCUGGCUUCGAUGUGAUGUAGUGCCUUUUACGACUGAGCCCACGGGUCGGAGAGACCGUUUGGGCCGUUUGUCAGGCCGACCGAAGGCGCCUGUCAGCCGUGUUUCUUCCCGGCGCGUGACGAAUGCGCGACAAAACACCCAAUGAUGACCAUUUUCGCGUGUGAGCAGCUUCUUCCUUCUGCUUUUCGACGUUCUGUUGUAUAUUUUUCCCUUGGUUUGGGCCAUCUGCUUGGAAGAAGCUCCACACCGGAAACGUCUGUUUACUCACACCGAUUUCGCGCAUCAGCUUCUUGGAAGUGCCUUUGAAUGUGUAAAUUGAGAAUGGUGUGAAUUUCGAGGGAAUAAAUAGAUUGUCUGGGAGUUUUGGCGGAUUAAAAUAGAGCUGGGAAUGACUUGAGAAGGGAAAUUUCGAAAUUUACGGAUUGGUGGGAGGCUUUUUCGAACAAAGACCAAUACAUUAGAAAAAAUGAUUAUUUGAGGUCCUUGUAAGUUUGUUGGUAGCGUUUAGAAUGGUUCAAAGCGUCGCGUUGCUCUUCAAGUUGAAAUUUGAAGAUUUCUUUCGUCAAAAAUUAGAAAGCCGCGCAAGUCGUUUCGUGGUCGGGCGAGCUUUUGGAAUAACUUCUCUGUUAGGAUUUAGCCAUUCCACGUGCGACCUCUUUUUUGAGAAGAGCAUUAUUUUGAAAGAACAAUUUUUUUUACUUGAAGCUUGAUCGUUGACAUUUUUUGAAACGGAUUUUUACCAUUUUGCGGAUUUUGAAAAACUUAUUCUCAUUGUAAAAACUUAACUAAUUUACGAUAACUGGGCUCCGGGGCAAUGUAAACUUUUUCAAAGAUUCCAUGAAAAUUGCCUUGUUUUUUUUCUUCAACCCUUUAAAUUUUCCAGUUGAUUUUUGGCGAGGAAUGUACCGAGGCUGAGGGCCGAACCUGGCAUUUGCACCAUUUCCAGUGCUCCGACUGUGGUGAUGUUCUAGGGGGCAAGAAGUACAUGCAAAGGUACUUUUACAGUUUCGUUUCAAAUUCAUAUGGGUUUCCAGAGCCAACAAGCCGGUCUGCCUGAACUGCUUCCACUCGUCGACGGCCACCCUCAUGUGCACCACCUGCAAAACGAAUUUCCCCGUCGAAACGCCUCACAUGUCGCAGGUCCGUCGCUGAACAACGUCGGCUAAACGUUCAGAUUGUUGAUUUCAAGGGCGACCUUCACUGGCACGCCAGCGGACAGUGCUUCAGCUGCUGUGUCUGCUCGAAGAACUUGCUCGGCAUCAAGUACAGUUUGGUCGGCGAGAACCUCUACUGCGGCUACAAAACUUGUGGCGGUGAAGGUGAAUAUUGAAUGAAGUUAUGGUUAAAGCUUGACAUGAUCAUCAAUUUUGAGGUAGAGCCAGUGAAUAGAGUAAAGCAAGUCACUAGGGGAAGUUUCGAAGUUCUAUCAACAACCUCUUUCAUUUUUAGAUGAACUGCUUGAUGAAGAUCGCCUUGGCUCGCCGAACCGACGUCGCCUGAUGGAAAAGACGACGAAAGUCGUGAGGUGAAUCUUCCCACGCCUUCUGAAAAAACCACGACGUUUCCCUUCAGAAUCCCUGCGUCGCCACGAGCCCCACAGCGUACGAUGUCGGCGCCGAAGCCGCGACCGCCGCAAAGAGCACCGCCGCCUCCACCGUCCGAGAAUAUUUAUGAGACCGUCCUCCCCUGCUCCUCUUCGAGUAGCCCAGAGUUCGAGAAGAAGUACGGCGGCUCUGGAAGGGUCAUGUCCUCGGACGCCAUCGGCAAGGCCUCUCCCUCCAAUUACUACAGCAAAACGCCGAAUAAGCUCGUCAACGGGGACUUCCCACAGGAAUACAGGUACCUUUUUCGUCUCUCCGACGGUUUACAGAAGAAUUUUCGUGAUACUGUAACUUUUUUCAACAUUCUCUGAUGGUGCAGAGGCUUUCUUGGAAAUUUCUCGAAUUUAAAAAAAGCCGAGCUUCUCCAAACACAAAUUUAUUUUCCAGCACAUCUUCUUCGGACUCUGAAGACGAGGAGUUUUACAUCUCGCACAUGAUGGCGGCAGCUUCUCUCAGCAGAGUGAGAAGCUCAAUUUCUAAUAUCAUAAUACUAAUUUUGUUCAGCAACAACAACCCGUUCGAAAAGUUCAGACGAUGACGUCGUCUGGCGGCGGCGUUCGUGUCGCCAAAAAGAAGAAAAGCACACGGUGUAUCGUUUCGUGA
This is a messenger RNA of Caenorhabditis auriculariae, 10657 nucleotides long. The record is from the annotation of a GenBank genome assembly. NCBI's taxonomy places the organism in Eukaryota, Metazoa, Nematoda, Chromadorea, Rhabditida, Rhabditidae.